Molecule: messenger RNA, 1439 nt
Organism: Darwinula stevensoni
Lineage: Eukaryota; Metazoa; Arthropoda; Ostracoda; Podocopida; Darwinulidae
Source: the annotation of a GenBank genome assembly
AUGGACCUUCCUUGUUCAGUGACCACCAAGACAUGCGGAGUGUCGAGCUCAUCCUCGACGAGGCGAACCAGGAUGAAUCGGAUGUGGAACGGCUUCCUGGGGUCCGUGAUGAGAAACCUGGGUAGACAGAACGACCUGAUCUACGGCGGGUCUCCGGCCACCAUCACGGAAGCCCCCUUCAUGGCCUUCCUAAGAACAACUCACAUCGACGGCACGGUUUGGAACUGCGGUGCCUCCAUCAUCAGCGAGAGUCUUGUCCUUACUGCUGCUCAUUGUGUCAUCGACGAAAACAACCAGCGUGCCGCUAGCGUGGCAGUGACGGUGGGAAGUGCAGAUAGUUCGGUGGCAUCGACGCAAGUUGCUGCUUCGUUCACGUACGAUACGGCUUUCGACAUAAAUAACCUCGGAAACGGGCACGACAUCGCCCUCGUGCGCUUGGCGACGCCUCUGGUCUUCACCCCGAGCAUCCAGCCCAUCUGCUUCCCCACCAGCGACUCCGUCCUGGGCAAGGCCAUCUCCUCCUGCGACCAGAAGGCAUACGGCUGGGGGUACAUCAACUCUGCUGGCACGACACAAACGACCACUUUGCAAAAGCUGGACGUGACGGUGUCCUCCUCUGUCAGCUCUUGCUCCAGCCUCACUGACGAGUCCAUCAUUUGCGUCCAGGGAGAUGCCCCGAAUAGCGGAAUCUGUCAGGGAGACAGCGGUGGACCUUUGGUGGUGAGAUACAACGGCCGAGCCUACGUCACGGGGAUCACCUCGUUCACCGUGGGGAAGUGCAGCACUGGCAUCAGUGGAUACACCAGGACCUCCAAGUACGCCGCUUGGCUCCAACAGCAGAUCACCGGUUGAGACGGCCGCUUUCUUCGCGUCAGACUCGAGAUGGGCACUCACGCACAUAUUCACGCACUCACGCUCAUAUACACGCAUUCAUGCACAUAUUCGCACACCUAUUCCCUUCAUGUUCGAUUUACCCUGAUGGGGAAAAAAUGCCGAGCUUUUAUGGAGUUGCAUUUCAGGAUUUCUGUGCCUUUCGAAUCACCCUUACUUGCUUUCGAAAGAUUUUCUCGAAACAACUUUCCGUCUUUUUCAACUGAUGGAUCAUGCAGAAUGUUUAUUCUGUUUCUGCUAGGUUAUCAAGGAAAAAUUACUGAAGAUGAGCGGUUGUGAUUUGUGGCUGUAAUGAUGAAUACGAAUAUAUUUCAAUCGAGUGAUGGUUUCGGGGCAGAUUCCCGAUUUCACACGGAAAUUCAAAUUUUGUUAAGAAAAUUUUCACAUUCGCACUGUGACGACGUGAAACAUAGUUUCAUUUCUUUCUUUCCCCGCCCACUCUAGAAAAGGAUUUGGCCAGUUUUCACUUUUAUUUGUUCCAAGUCUGAAAUGUGUUUUUUUUUUAAUUUGGAAAUGGAUAAAUUUAUACAGUUGUGUUAAUAAAGUCC